CGCGUACGACGACGACGCUGCGCGGCUCAUCCGCUGCUGCACAUCAAAACCCGUGUGUUGUGUCAAAAAUCGCGUGUGGUGAUUAUUAGAGCAGCGAGGUCCCUUCUCGCGGAUGAUGCUACCGAUACAGGAGAGGUGAUCGUACAUUCGGGCGCGUCAGUAAUAAAUUCAACAAUGGCCAAUAAUUCAAGAGGAAUACCUCGCAUACAGGUCUUUCGACCAACGUAUGAGGAAUUUAAAAAUUUCACAAAAUAUGUGGAAUAUAUGGAGAGUCAAGGAGCUCAUAAAGCUGGUUUGGCAAAAGUAAUACCGCCACCUGAAUGGGUCCCAAGGAAAACGGGCUACAACUUAGACGAGCUAGAUCUCACUAUCCCAGCGCCAAUCUGUCAAGUUGUCACUGGAAAGCAAGGGCUUUAUCAACAAAUCAAUAUUCAAAAGAAAUCAAUGACCGUCCAAGAAUAUAGUAAAUUAGCCAAUUCUGAACGUUAUGUUACUCCUCGUCAUUUUGAUUACGAGGAUCUGGAGAGGAAAUAUUGGAAAAACAUAACAUAUGUAGCACCGAUAUAUGGUGCAGAUGUGUCUGGUUCUUUGACUGAUCCUGAUGUAAAGGAAUGGAACAUCAAUCACUUGGGAACGAUUUUGGAUUAUGUUAAUAAAGAUUAUGGUAUAUCCAUUGAUGGAGUCAAUACAGCUUACCUGUAUUUUGGAAUGUGGAAAACCACAUUUGCAUGGCAUACGGAGGAUAUGGAUCUUUAUUCUAUAAAUUAUCUUCAUUUUGGUGCGCCCAAAACAUGGUAUGCCAUACCUCCAGAACAUGGACGUAGAUUAGAGAGAUUAGCCAGUGGUUUUUUUCCAUCGAGUUAUCAAAGCUGCCAGGCUUUCUUGCGCCAUAAAAUGUCUCUAAUAUCUCCUCAAAUAUUAAGACAAUAUUCUAUUCCAUGUAAUAAGAUAACACAAGAAGCUGGAGAAAUAAUGAUUACAUUUCCAUAUGGUUAUCAUGCUGGUUUUAAUCAUGGAUUCAAUUGUGCCGAAUCCACCAAUUUUGCAGCACCUAGAUGGGUAGAAUAUGGGAAGAGAGCCACACAAUGUUCGUGUAGUAAAGACAUGGUCAAGAUAUCUAUGGAUACUUUUGUUAAACGCUUUCAACCAGAGAGGUACGAUUUAUGGCUACGUGGUGAAGAUAUUGGUCCCCAUCCUGAAGAUCCUAGGCAAACUGCUGCACCAAUGCCGUCGCAAAUGGAUCUAUUGUGUAGCAGCAGUAACAAUGGUCAAUUGCCACAAAGCUAUCUGAAUGCAGCACCGAAAAAUAAGCGACACAUGAUUCAUAAGAAAAAAAUUAUUGACACAAAUUCUGGUGUUAAUAUGGAAGAAUUAGUGAAUCGUGUGGAUAUUCCUGCGGAUAUUAAAAAAGCUUUGCAAGAUCUCGAAUUUGAAGAAAUAGAGGAGCCAUUAGAUGAGCCAGACGAACAACAGUUGCAAGUUUUAGAAGAUAUCUGGUUAAAAGCAGGAGAAAUGGAUGUUGAGGAAGCGUCUGUGUAUGAUGAUGGUUAUAAUCGCAAGAAGAGCAAAAAAAAGAAGAGAAAACAAAGUGGAAGUAGAGAAAAAAAAUUGAAGAUGGAAUCAAAAUCUAAAAAGGAAGCUAAAAUUAUUAAUACACAGAAUGUGGAUGAUGUAAUUAAAAUUGAAAUAAAAACUGAAGUUGAAGACAUAAGUACUUUUGAAGAUAUAUCCCAGGAAAAUAGCGAUGAAAUUCCUGUGAUUCAAGGAAAUUACAAUGACAAUAUUAUAAUAGAAAACGAACCCACGGAAGAUCCUCUAAAAAUAGAUUUUGAAUCUGUCGAUAAAUCUACCAAAAAGAGGAAAAAGCAUUCGAGUCACAGUGGGCAGAGGAAAAUAAGAUUUAAAAAUUUCAAAGGUAAAUCUAAACAUGAUAAUAUACCAUUCUAUGGUCAUCCUUUAGAUAUGUCAAAUGCUAAUGUACAACAUAAAAAUAUGAUGCUACCUGAGCUUCAUAGUGUUCAUACUGUAAAAGAUAUAUCUAACAAUGAAGAAAAAGUCAAUGCAUUAUCUGAAAAUAUUUCGUUUGAUAAUGAACAUUGUAUGACAAAUAUGAAAGAUAAAACUACUAUAAAUAUAACUAAUAGUAAUCAAAUGACAAAUUUUGACUGCAGCAAUGACAAUGGCACAGAAAUAGUAAUGAAUAAUACAGUGGAAAAUAAAGCGAUAAAUACUUGUUUCUUAAAAGAUAUCAAAAAUAAUACUUGCAAAAUAAUACUAAAUCCUUCCCUAAUGAAAAAAAAUUAUAAUGCUAUAGUACAAAACAAUUCUGGAUAUCAAAAUGAAAGUACAAAAGCUAUUAUUCAUGCGAAACCGGAUACAAAACUCAAACCUAUAAUGCCCAUGGAAUAUGGAGCAAUAAAAAAUAAGAAUUUGAUCAAACCAUCUCGAUUAAGUAUACUACCUCAAAUACCAAUGAGAGUUUCACAGCCUGAAAAUACUGCUGCAAGUCAAAACACUUUGUUGCAUCAAACUAUGGAUAUUACGAUCUUGCCAGAUCCUUCUGCGUUUAUUUCAAACAAUCCUCCGGUUUUAGAGAAUGAGAAUGAAUUAGAAGCGUCCCACGUUGGAAAUGAUAAUACAUUUAGUAAUAGUUUACCGCAGUUGGAUAAUUUUUCGCCUGGCAUUGCUUCAAUUAAAUCAGAAGACAACUUCUUACUUUCCAACAAUUACUUAAAUCGACCAAUGUUUAAUCAACUCAACAACAAAAUGAGAUCGGAAAGAACUACAUCUGUGGAAAGCGGAGGAAAGAAAUUCUGGACAGACAAUCAGUAUAUCCGUCAUUCGGAAACUGAGUCUAAACCGGCGCCUAGAACGGUGAAUAAAGGCAAUAUUCAAAUUCAAAAACCUCCUAUUCAAAUACCUUAUGUACCAAAUACGAUGUUGUCACCCUCUUCAGUCAUACGUAAUUAUUCUUCACCCACAUCUAUUAAUAACAUGACAUAUCUUCAAAAUUCUAAUGCAUUGGCCAUCAUAAAUUCUGCAUCUGCAAUUGUUCCAAAUAUCUCGAAACAAGCUACUACCAAGAAUGCGACGCGCCAAAAGUCGCAAAAGAGACAAACCUCACGUAAAAAAUCAUCUUCGAAGAACGACAAAUCGAAUAACAACACAUUUAUGAAUACAUCUCGAACAAAUGUUACGAGUACCUCCAUCGGAACGCAAGUCAAUAAUCCUAUCGACGUGUCUGCAUUGAACUAUAAUCUGUCUAAUGAGGACAACGUUUCAUCGCAAAUUACAAAUACGCAAGAUACAAUAUGGAAUAGGUAUUCCUUGAUUGAGAGGAACUCUGCUGUAGGUGAUGUGCAACUUAACGAGAGCGAAAAUAUAUCAAGUUCAAAUAUAUCCGACAAUACAGAAGACUCGAUAAAAAUAUCAAUUAAUACUCAUCCACAUUUAUCCUCCUCUAAAGAAAAACAAAUAUCUAUCUUGAGAAAGAAGCCCAAAGAAAAGUUGAAGAAAUCUACAACGAGAAAAAAGCAAAUAACAGCGACUAUUGCUCCUGCGCUUGAAAUUACGAGAGAUCAAAACGACGCAAAAUCAACGCAAUCCAUCGAUGUGUCGCAAUUCAGUUGCAGUUCCCAACCAAUCACGUCGAUGAUACCGGGACACAUUUCAGAGAUGAUUUAUCCGAAUAUACCAAAUAAUGAUCUGCUGAGAGCGUUCAAUAAUUAUUGGAGCGCUCAAGUCUCUCAUUGUGCAAUAUGCGCUACUUUUGCCUCGUGUACGAGUGGAAACAGCAGAGUGAUGCCACCUGAUUGGAGAUAUUGCCAAUCGACUACGUUACCUGAAAACACGCCGAUAUGGGUGUCUGCCAAUAUUUUUGCGGCCAAUUCCAAGGAACAGGCUAUGGAGCCGGAAAACAACAAACUUUUACGGUGUAGAGAAUGCCACGUGACUGUUCAUGCAUCCUGUUACGGCAUAACUAUAUUACCUAAGGAUAUUCGAAAUUGGGCCUGUGACAGAUGUAAGGCUGGUAGAAACGAUGUGAUGUGUUGUUUGUGCCCGAUGUUCGGCGGUCCUUUGAAACGUACCAGCGAUAGCCGAUGGGCACACAUCUUGUGCACGCUUAUGGUACCGGGAGCCACUUUCAAAGAUGCCAUAAAUAAAGAUCCCAUCAAUGUGUUAACGAUUAUGGCGGAUUCGUGUCACAAGAAGUGUUGCUUCUGUGGGCAAGAUGGUGGAGCGUGCCUGAAGUGUAAUCAAUGUACCAACGUGUUUCAUCCGUCCUGCGGUCUCGCGGCGGGUGCCACGUUUAUCAUACCGGUAUACAACUCGCAGGAACUACAGGUAACAUGUAACGGACAUGACGAAGGCAAAGGGAAAAUACCACAAAUACGGCAGGGUGAGGUUGUUUGGGCAAAACAUCGAAAUACCAGAUAUUAUCAAGCCAAAGUCAAGUCUAUUCAGGACAUUCUUUUUUACAUGGUUACAUUUAACGAUAACAGCUUCAGCGAUGAUUUGUUUCCCUCUGAUAUAAUCAAUUACGAUCCUGGAAAUACACCACCACUCGGAGCCGCUGUAACUGUAAACUGGACAGAUGGGCAAAAAUAUGAUGGUGUCUUCGAAGGUACAAAUCAUCAGAUAAUGUUUACUGUGAUUUUCGAGGAUGGCUCGCAACUUGUUUUAAAACGCAAUGAAAUUUACAGUUUACAUGAAGAUAUGCCAAAAAGAGUGCGUUCCCGUUUGUCUAUUGCGACUGAAAUGAAGCAUCGAUCUCAUCUUUAUGGCUUAGAAGAUGAAACGGAGGCGCAAAGAAAAGCGAAAUAUACAAUGAAAGUUCACGAUUGAGGAGAGAUAUAGUUUUUAAAUCGCCACUAAACAAAAGAAUAAUCUUUUGAAAGACUUUUUCCAUCGCAUCGCUCAAACGAACAGCAUCUCUCCAAGCACGUGCGUUAAAUCUUAAUAUUAGCCAAUAAAAUGCUUCACUAUCCAAAUUGCCCCGCUGUACUCUAUUUAUAUAACUGCUGUUUCGACGGCACCAAUGAAAGAUAUUUAAGUAUUACAGUUUCGACAAAACUCUUUCGGCCCGAAGCUAAAUUGUAUUUACAAAAAUAUUGUAUUGUUUAAAAAUUUAAAAAAAAUAAAAUUCUGGAGACAUAAAUUAGAGUUCUGAAAU
Camponotus floridanus (Florida carpenter ant) is the source of this 5173-nucleotide messenger RNA. RefSeq lists its product as uncharacterized. Gene Ontology annotation, biological process: chromatin remodeling. Bases 175 to 4845 code for a protein of 1556 amino acids. The record is from RefSeq and is a predicted model, not a curated record. Gene Ontology annotation, molecular function: histone H3K36 demethylase activity; histone H3K9 demethylase activity. The transcript is spliced from 12 exons. Gene Ontology annotation, cellular component: nucleus. Lineage: Eukaryota; Metazoa; Arthropoda; Insecta; Hymenoptera; Formicidae.